AUGGAAGUUGUGGCCCAAGGCCUAACAGCUGUGGAUAUCAAAAAACUUCUCUCUCAAUCACACUCAGGAACACCAACAACAUCAAUCACUAGACAAGCAGCCCACCAUUCAACAUCCCCAGAGACACGGGUCAUCCAUUCAGAAAAAGUUUAUGGAUGUGACACAAAGUCAAGAAAUCUAAGAAUAUUAGAGAUACAACGGCCUCUUGCUAAAGCAGGUGAAAACUACCACAUAGAAGCCAGAAAAAUAAGAUCAAAGAACCAGAAGACAAAGAAACCUUUCCCUUGGAAAAAUGAGUAUUUUACUCAACUGCUACUUCUAAAAAAACCUUACCCCAAAGGACAGGAGCCCUUCUUCAGGAAAAGCUGGCAUCAGGAUGAAGUGGAGGAGAGAGGACAUUUGAUUGACAUCAGAGAUUUAUUUGGCCCACGUCUAGACACUCAGGGACAAUCUCCAACAGUCAUACUGUAUGGGUCUGCCGGAACUGGGAAAUCGACUCUGGCCAGGCAGGUGAGAGCAGCCUGGGAAGAAGGGUGGCUGUACAGGGACCGAUUCCAGCACAUCUUUUUCAUCAGUUGCAGGGAGCUAGACCAGCAUGGCAUUUCGAGUCUGGCUGAGCUUCUUGAAAAUGACCCAGCUGUCCCAGAAGUUCCCAUUCAUGAGAUCCUGUCUAGGCCAGAGCAGCUGCUCUUCAUCUUAGAUGGUGUGGAUGAGUUACUAUGGACUGUAGAGAGGAAGAAGUCUUGCCUUGGUCUGCACUGGAGCAAGAGUCAGCCAAUUUACAUGCUAAUGAGUAAUUUGCCAAUUUACAUGCUACUGAGUAAUUUGCUGAGGAGAAUCAUGCUUCCUGAGGCUUCCUUGCUCAUCACAGCUCGGACUACAGCUCUCUCUAAGCUCGUCCCUAUCUUGAAGCAGCCAUGUCAGGUGGAAGUCUUGGGCUUCGCUGAGUUCAGCAGGAAGGAAUAUUUCUACAAAUAUUUCCCAGACGAGAGCCAAGCACUCAAAGCCUUUAGCUUGGUUGAAUCAAACCCCGAACUCUUGACUCUGUGUCUGGUGCCCUGGGUGUCGUGGCUGGUCUGCACAUGCCUCAAGCUACAGAUGGAGCGGGGGGAGGAAAUUGUACUCACCUCCCAGACCACCACAGCCCUCUGUCUGCACUACCUUGUCCAUAAUUUCCCAGCUCAGCUCCUGGGGACCCAUCUCAGGGGAAUCUGCUCUCUGGCUGCUGAAGGCAUCUGUUGGAGAAAGACUGUAUUCACUAUAGAUGACUUGAGGAAGUAUGGUUUAAAACAGGAUGUCAUUCUCAAUUUCAUAGGGAUUGGUAUCCUUCAAGACCAUCAAUCUAUGAGCUACAGCUUCUCUCACCUCUGUUUCCAGGAGUUCCUCGCAGCAGUGUCUUUUGCCUUAUGGGAUGAAUAUCCUAUCUUCCUGAUAGCAGAAGAAUACUUGCAAAUAGAGAAUAGAAGGCAUAGCCUGUUUGAAGAACCAAGCAUUCACUUCCUCUUUGGUCUUUUAAGUGAACAAGUAACAAAAGAGAUGAAAUGCAUUACCCACCAACUGCCUCAGAUGAAGAAACAGGAGCUGCUAUAUUUUGCACAGAUGAAAUCCAGGUACCAGCAGCCAUUUUCACUGGAAGUGCUUCACUGUCUUUAUGAGACUCAGGAUGAAGAGUUUCUGACCCAAGUUAUGCAAAGGUUCUUGAGAGCCAGAAUGUACCUCCAUACAGACAUGGAGCUUCUGGUGGCCACUUUCUGUAUUAAAUUCUGCAGCCAUGUGAAGAGGCUUCAGCUGAUUGGACCGCAGAUACAAGUACAGAGAUUCCCUGGAGUAGUUCUGUCCAUGUGGGCCCCACUCACUGAUACCUCGUGGAAGGUUCUCUUCUCCACUCUCAAGGUCAGUGGAAGCCUGAAGGAAUUGGACUUAAGUGGCAAUCCACUGAGUUGUUCUGCAGUGCAGAGUCUGUGUGAGACCCUAAGACACCCCCAGUGCCAUCUGGAGACCUUGAGGCUGGCCAGAUGUGGCCUCACCUCCAGCUGCUGCCAGGACCUGGCCUCUGUGCUUAGCAACAGCUGCACGCUGAGGGAACUCGACCUGCGUCAGAAUGACCUGGGUGACCUUGGUGUGAAGCUGCUCUGUGAGGGUUUCAAGCAUCCUGCCUGCCAACUCACGUUCCUACGGCUAGACCAGACCUCUCUGAGUGACUCAGUGAAGGAGGAACUGAAGGCUCUAGAGGAAGAGAGACUUGAGCUGCUCAUGUCAACACUGUGGAAGACGAGUGAGCUGACCCCUACUGAGAGAUCAGAUGGAGGAGAGAUAGAUAACAGCCCCAACUCACUCAAGGAGCAGAGACUAAACUCAGAGGAAGAUGCCCGACUAGUAUCAGAGCUGGUCUCGUAUCUUACUGCUGCCUCACAAACCGUCCUGCCCGGGGAUUGUCUAGGAACAGAAGAUGUCUUCUUGGGUCCCAUAGGGCCUGUGAAUACUGAGCUGAUUGACAGCGAAAGGCACCUGUGCUGUGUUCACUUCCCUGUGGCCGGCUUCUACCACUGUCCCAACAUGGGUCUGGGCUUUGUGGUGAGCAGGGCAGUGACCAUCACCAUUGAGUUCUGUUCCUGGGACACUUGCCUGGACAAGACAUGGCUGCAACACACCUGGAUGAUAGCAGGGCCUCUGUUUGACAUCAGGGCUGAGCAAGGAACUGUGGCUGCUGUGCACCUCCCUCACUUUGUGGACCUCCAAGGUGAGCAUGUGGACAUCUCUCAGUUCAACGUGGCCCACUUUAAAGAGGAGGGGAUGCUGCUGGAGAAGCCAGCCAGGGUGGAGCCACAAUGUGCAGUCCUGGAGAAUCCCAGCUUCUCACCAAUAGGAGUUCUACUGAGGAUGAUUCCUGGCGCCCGGCACUUCAUCCCCAUCAUCUGCACCACAUUGCUGUACUACUACCUGAGUCCUGAUGAAGUCACCUUGCACCUCUACCUGAUCCCCUGUGACUGCAGCAUUCAGAAGGCCAUAGAUGAAGAAGAAGAAAAGUUUCAAUUUGUAAGAAUACACAAGCCACCCCCACUGGAUGCCCUGUACCUGGGUUCUCGCUAUGUUGUAUCUGGAUCUGGGAAGAUGGAUAUCAUCCCCCAGGAACUGGAGCUGUGCUAUCGGAGCCCUGGAGUAUCCCAGCUCUUCUCUGAGAUCUCUGUUAGUGAGCUGGACUCAGCAAUCAGGCUGAAAAUGGAAGAGAAGAAAAAUAGGACUCUAAUAUGGGAGACCUUGCUGAAACCAGGAGAUCUCAGAUCACCAACUACUCUAGUACCUCCAGCCCCCAAAGGUAGCCUGGCCUUGACACACUUUGUGGACAGGCAUCGGAAGCAGCUUGUGGACCGAGUGACAUCCGUGGACUCAGUCUUGGACCUGCUGCAUGGACAGAUACUGAGUGAGGAGCAGUAUGAGAAGGUACGGGCUGAGGACACCAGCCCAGCCCAGAUGCGGAAGCUGUUCAGUUUCAGCCGGUCCUGGAAUUGGACCUGCAAAGACCAAUUGUACCAAGCCCUGAAUGAGACCCAUCCUCACCUGAUCAGGGAACUCUUGGAGAAGAGUUGAGACUUAGCAUCUGAAAUCUCAGCACUUAUAUUUGAGUGCUGGUUCUUCCUGGCCUUGCUUGGGGCCUCAGUUUCUCCAUCCAUAGACAAUUUGCCGAGUUUCCUUCCAGCUCUAGAGUUAUGGAUGAACCUCUGCUGGGUGUUGCAUGUCCAGGGCCAGGGCUACUACACAGAUGGCCUCCCUAGCUCUCACAGGCCAAGAAGUAACAGCAGGUACAGGUGAGCCAACAGCAUCUCAAGGAUGUCCAGGAGAUGGCAAGAUUCCUCGCAAGGCUUCUUACAAGUGUAUCACCAUGUUUGUUCUUUGAGUAUUUCAACCUAAAAUAUUUAGUCAAUGCCUAGAACUCGUGAAGGGCACCACUUGGAUUCCAGUGAAAGGAAAAACAUGCAGCUGCAGUUUGCUGAUGCACAGAGCAUCUGGCUCUCUGUGUUUCUCAAUCAGAACAAGGAAAGAAGUGGGGGAUGUGAGCCUUUCCUGCUGUCCAUGCUGGACUUGGCUUUUCUAUUGGUUCAGUUGUGUAUUUGGAAUUUGGAAUUGAUUCUCAGAGUCAGAAGAAGGAUGGAGAAGAAGGCUGCUUGGGGAUGGAAUCUUAGUCUUAGUUGAGAGUUCUCCUCCUUUGGAAAGUGGUUCCAUGUCCUCCAUUAGGCUUAGGUAGCAGCACCCCAUGCUGUUUUAUCAUCCUAUGUCACUCUUGCCUGAUCCCAGGACUCAACAUGUGAUAUUAUUCCUGCAGAUUCACUGCUUGUCUCCUCCACACUACAUAGUGGCAUUUAAGGAAAGGAGCCAUGAAUGUCCUGCUACCACUUCCUUUUUGUUCCUCCAACAGUACCUGUAACAUGGUGGGUGUUAACUGAAACUUUGUUAAUAUGAUGCCAGGUGCUGGUGGCUCAUAUCUGUAAUCCUAGCUACUCAGAAGGCUAGGGUCUGAGGAUUGCAGUU
This is a messenger RNA of Dipodomys spectabilis (banner-tailed kangaroo rat), 4527 nucleotides long. Its product is annotated as NACHT, LRR and PYD domains-containing protein 1a-like. The transcript is spliced from 14 exons. Gene Ontology annotation, cellular component: canonical inflammasome complex. Lineage: Eukaryota; Metazoa; Chordata; Mammalia; Rodentia; Heteromyidae. Bases 1 to 3588 code for a protein of 1195 amino acids. Gene Ontology annotation, molecular function: protein binding. The record is from RefSeq and is a predicted model, not a curated record. Gene Ontology annotation, biological process: regulation of apoptotic process; inflammatory response; innate immune response.